Vitis riparia (riverbank grape) is the source of this 876-nucleotide messenger RNA. RefSeq names its product probable disease resistance protein At1g61190. Lineage: Eukaryota; Viridiplantae; Streptophyta; Magnoliopsida; Vitales; Vitaceae. Gene Ontology annotation, molecular function: ADP binding. Bases 21 to 863 code for a protein of 280 amino acids. The transcript has 2 exons. The record is from RefSeq and is a predicted model, not a curated record.
UCUGUAAUCUCCUACAAGCCAUGGAUUGUGUGAGCCCAAUCCUUGAUGUUGCCUCUCAUUUAUGGGAUUGCACUGCCAAACGUGCAGCUUAUCUCACCGAUCUCCAAGAAACCCUUGAAUCUUUGAGAAACGCCAUUGAGGAGCUGAAGAACGUAGCUGAAGAUGUGAAGAAUAAGGUGGAUCGUGCUGAGGAAGACCGCGAGAUGAGACGGACACAUGAAGUGGAUGGGUGGCUCCACAGAGUACAAGUCUUGGAAAACGAAGUGAGGGAGAUACUGCAGAAAGGUGAUCAGGAAAUCCAGCAGAAAUGCCUCGGAACCUGCUGUCCCAAGAACUGCCGGUCAAGCUACAAGAUCGGGAAGAUAGCAAGUAAAAAGCUUGGUGCCGUCACUGAACUGAGGAGCAAAGGGUGUUUCAGCGAUGUGGCUGAUAGGCUGCCUAGAGCUGCGGUGGAUGAGCGGCCAAUUGAGAAGACUGUGGGAUUGGAUCGGAUGUAUGCAGAGGUUUGCAGAUGCAUCCAAGAUGAACAACUGGGAAUUAUUGGAUUGUAUGGUAUGGGGGGUGCCGGGAAAACUACCCUCAUGACCAAAGUGAAUAAUGAGUUCUUCAAAACAGGCAAUGACUUUGAAGUAGCCAUUUGGGUUGUAGUAUCCAGGCCCGCAAGUGUGGGAAAAGUGCAAGAAGUCAUUCGAAAUAAAUUAAAGAUCCCUGAUGACAUAUGGAGAAAUAGAAGCGAGGAUGAAAAAGCAGUAGAAAUUUUCAAUGUCUUGAAGGCAAAAAGGUUCGUGAUGUUGCUGGAUGAUGUAUGGGAGCGGCUUGAUCUCCAUAAGAAGCUCAAAAAAGCAUUAAGGUGGAGUGUUUGACACAAGAUGAGGC